UCUUGAUUAAUGCCCUUUAUAUACAUUGCAUGCAACACUUCCUUCCCACUCACUCUCAUCACUGAGCUCUCUUACUCUUAGUCCUGAUUAUAUCUUCGGUUGCUGAUUUUUCUCUUGAAAAAGAAAACCAAGACAAGAAAUGGAGAGGAAGAGAAGCAAACUGCAGGCUUCUCUGCUACUGUGGGCAACAGUGGCAGUUUUGCUUUCUCAAAACUUGCUCGUUUCUGCCAUUUCUGCAGCCACAGUUGAAGAUCAGAAGAACUACUAUCCUCCUGAUCCAAAUGCAGGAACUCCCCAUACAGGUUCACCAAGUCACAAUCCACCACACAGUUCAGGAGGUGGACAUGGAUCAACACCCUCACAUGGAGGUGGAGGUGGAGGUGGAAGCUAUGGAACACCUUCACAUGGAGGACAUGGAGGCGGAAGCUAUGGAACACCUUCACAUGGAGGUGGAAGCUAUGGAACGCCACCAGCAAACUGUGGUACACCACCAAGUGAAGGCCCUGCUACUCCUACCCCAUCCACUCCCUCAGGAGGUGGAGGAUCCUACCAACCUCCUCCCACUACGCCUUCAACACCAACCCCUAUUGUAAACCCUCCUAUCGUAAACCCACCUACCAUUGUUAGCCCACCGACAACUCCAGGCAUCGACCCUGGCACCCCAACCAUUCCUGGCGUCACUGUCCCUCCUGCACCUCCAUAUGGAUUUGAUCCUAACUCUCCCCCUUUCUCAUGCAACUACUGGAGGACUCACCCAACUUUGAUUUGGGGUCUGCUUGGCUGGUGGGGAACAGUUGGUCAAACCUUGGGCGCCACUAGCAUUCCUGGCUUUGGUUCAAACAUGAGUGUUCUGCAAGCUCUUUCAAACACCCGUACUGAUGGCUUUGGAGCUCUCUACAGGGAAGGCACAGCUUCUUUUCUCAACUCCAUGGUGCACAGGAAUUUCCCGUACACAACCCAACAGGUCAGAGACACGUUUGUUGGAGCACUGAGCUCAAACAAGGCAGCAGCACAUCAGGCACAGCUCUUCAAGCUAGCCAAUGAGGGUCGAGUGAAAGCUUAGAGCUUGAAAAUUUGUCAUUUGUUAAGCCGUAGUCACUUACUAUUUGCGUACAUUAUAUUGGUGGGCUCGUUAUGAUGUUUCUGUUCUCAUUAGUGUGUCUGAUUUGACGUAUGAAUUCUAUGUUUGUUUAGUUAUCAUCAAAGUUAAGGAUUUCUGUGUUUGAUUUGGUAUGAUGUUACAGAGUCAAGACGGGAUAGCAAGCACAUGUAGUUUUAUUUCAUACUAUUACGAAUAAACAUUGUGUAUUUGUCUGUGUA
This is a messenger RNA of Coffea arabica (coffee), 1320 nucleotides long. Its product is annotated as protodermal factor 1. The record is from RefSeq and is a predicted model, not a curated record. Lineage: Eukaryota; Viridiplantae; Streptophyta; Magnoliopsida; Gentianales; Rubiaceae.